Cryptomeria japonica (Japanese cedar) is the source of this 3452-nucleotide messenger RNA. RefSeq lists its product as uncharacterized. Gene Ontology annotation, molecular function: protein binding. Lineage: Eukaryota; Viridiplantae; Streptophyta; Pinopsida; Cupressales; Cupressaceae. The coding region runs from base 1495 to 3144 and encodes 549 amino acids. The record is from RefSeq and is a predicted model, not a curated record. The transcript has 18 exons.
ACAUUCUCCAGAGCAUCCUCUUGAAAUAAUUCCUCCUCAAAGUCCUUGUCCAGUUCAAAUUCUGUAUCAGAUAAUACUUUGCAAAAGUUGUUAAUUAUAAGAGAGGACUGUUCUUCAUCACCUUCCUUGGCUCCCAAAACUUCCUGUUUGGAGGACUCCCCUCCCUCGACUGUACAAAUGAGAACAUUUGCAUUCCUGUUCUCCAUCUGUGGAUCUUCUCUGGCUUUCAUCGAUGAAAAAGAUCCUUUCUUUAGUUGUUGCAGAGGAGAUCUAGUUUCUUGAUUCAUUGCAACUGAAUCCGAAAUUGUUUUCUCCAACUUACGCCUCCAUAUUUGCACUGAUCUCCUAGAAGGAUUCCUAGCCUUUCUUACGAACAUUCUACAAUCCUCUGCUCCAUGGAACUUGCUACCACAUCUGGGGCAAGGACAAAUCUCUUUUUCCACUUCAAUCUGCUGCCUCCACUCGCCGUUUGUCAAGUGGAUUGUGAUGUACUAUGGAAUACACCUGACUGCCGCUACCCUUAAUCUAGCGUAUUUACACAGAUCGUCCUCAUCAUCGAAGUCAAUCUCCAACUCCGUCCCAAGCAUCUUGUCGAUUUUCUCCAAAAAAACCUCACCCCAGUAUUCGAUCGACAAAUUAUAAAGUCUUACCCAUUUCGAGCAUGAAUAAACUGCCAAAGGGAUGGGAUUAAAAUUUGGUGUCCAAGGUUGUAGAUACACCGCAUGCUUAUCAGCAAACCAAUUCUCCUGAUUUAGGAUGCGAUCUCUUUCCGAAUGUUUUUCAAAAAGCACCACAAAAAAUCCUUUCAGAAUAAAUUUUAUUACACUCCGUUCACCCCACAUCUCUUUUACCCAUUGCUUGAUAUUUUUUCUUGACCAGUUAAGGCCGAUUAUCCUUGCAAUCACCGCUUGAUCUUCCCAAAACUGUCUAUCUUCCUCUAUCUCCUCUGUGAGAUCCACCACCAUCUCGUCUGCUUCUGCAAAAUUCCUUACUUUUGGUUUCCCUACAAAACCCUCUACUCCGCCAUUAACAUCCAAUAGUUUUUGCAGAGCCGAUCUCCCCAUUUUUUCAAUAUAUAAAAUAAUAUUCAUAUUAUAUUAUAUUAUAAUUUAUUUAUUAUCUAUGAAUUCAUAACAAAUUAUUUUUGAAGUCAUUCAUUCAUUCGCUCAUUUCCUAUAAUAACAUUUAAUUUUGAAAUUACACAUGCUCCUUGCCUUCGAUAAACCCUACAACCCAUAUAAUACUCCGUUCCCGCUGAAUCUAAUUCUUCGUCUGAAGUCACCAAUUGUCCGCUUACCGCUUCGUUCAUUCGACAUUUUAGUAUUUGACUAGCCGAGACCAUAAAGUUACCGGCAAUUGCUAGAAUGUUUGAUCAAACAGUGCACUGUAAUGGCGGUUCACUUUAGAGGAAGAUCAUUCCAGAAGCAAGUAGCAUCGACGCAAGAAAUAUUUUUUUAGUUAAUUUUUUAGGACAUAAAUAAAUAUAAUACGGUAAUGGCCUUUAGAUUAUUGGGCGUUCGUCUCCUGGGAGGAAUGUCAAAGAAGGUUUCUGUUCCUUAUUCAGAACACUGGAGACAAGUCUGCACAGCCAAUUUGGCACAUUAUGGAAGAUUCAAAGAUCAAUAUGGAAUUUCAAGUUACUUUUGCAUAUCGGGAUUUGCAGCUUUGAUGUUUGCGGGUGGCAUCCAAAAUGCGGUAGCAGAAACUGAAACAAAUGAUGGCAUGAAUAGAUCAAGGGAAGCUUCUAUGUCUGAAGGUAGCCUGUACAAUGCAGAUUUUGCAGAAGUGAUGACAAACGAACAUGCAAGAAGGUGGAGGGAGUACACUAAUAAGGGACAUGCAUUGUUUUCAGAAGGGAAGUCAAAUGAAGCAGAGACUUACUUUCUUUUAGCUUUGGAGGAAGCCAAACAAGGUUUUGGACUGAUCCAUCCACAAGUUGCAUCUUCCUAUAGUAAUCUGGCAGAGUUAUAUAGGAUGGAGCGAAAGUUUGAGAAAGCAGAACCCCUGUAUCUAGAGGCUAUUGAGCUACUGGAGGUAACCUUGGGCCCUGAGGAUUUACGGGUUGGUUUUGCUUUGCACAACUUGGGAGGAUUCUAUGUUAUGCAACACAAACUCGAACAAGCUCAGAAUUGUUAUGAGCGGGCUUUAAAGAUCAAGAGGCGCAUUUUAGGUCUUAAUCACCCAGAUUAUGCAAACACUAUGUUUCAACUUGGACAGGUUUUACGGCUUCAAGGAAACUUAGGCGAUGCUGAGAUUCUUACUCGAGAUUCUAUUAGAAUUUUGGAGCAAGGAGGGUUGGGCCAUUCUCAGAUAAUAAUAAAGCGUAUGGGUCAUCUUGCUCAGAUACUAUUGGAUAUGAACCAACUGCAAGAAGCUGAGAAUUUGCAACGGAAGAUUUUGCAUAUUCUGGAGGUGUCAAAGGGUUUGGAUUCUUUAGACACUUCCACAGCUGCAGAGAAAUUGGCACUUACCAUCCAAUCACUGGGAAGCUUGGAUGAGGCUCAAGAGCUUUUGCAAAGGAGUAUUAAUGUCAAACAAAAGCUUCUUCCUGAAAAUCAUAUUCAGAUAGGUGAGUCCAUGCUUAAGCUAGCAAGAGUAGCCAUGCUAAAAGCGAGUCGAAACAAAAAGGUGAAUGCCAUUGAAGCUGAGUUGGAACUUGAAAAAGCAAAGGAAUUACUUAGUGGUGCAAUAAGCAGGAUUGCAGAUUUAGCAACAGAACUCUUAAUAAGUGCAACAAGUGAUGAUGAAACUAUUCAUAAAAGGCCUACAAAAGAAGAAAAGGAUGCACAAGUGGCUCUUUUAACUCUGAUGCAAUCAUUGGAUGCACUUGGAACACUGGAAAUUUCAAUGCUCGAGUUACAUCAGGAAGCACAGGAGAAAUCCAAAGAUAUAGCUAAGGCAGAAGAAGCUGUACGCAAGUGUAUAUCUGCUGUGAAGAAACCUGGAAUCCCAGAGAGAAUUGUGAAGUUAGAGCCCAUUAGAAGAGAAUAUCUAUCGUGUCUGCAACAUCUUGUUGGUUUGCUUAGCCGAACUUCAGUCGAGAAAAAUAAGCAGAUAAAAGAAGAGCUAAGACAGUUAAACAAGGAAAUCGCUCAAAUUGAAGCUGACCUUGGAAUAAAGAGACCAAAACGAUUUUUCUGGUAGAAUCAUUUUUCUAUUUCCUAUCUUGAUUUUUUUAAAAUAAAAUCUGUUCUCGCUUUGUAUCAUUUUGAACAAUUUAAACUUGUUGAAAACCUCAGAAUUUGGUAGACUAGAUGGCUUAUCAUAUUUGUGGAACUUAAACAUGUUUUUUAACAAAGGGAAAGAGUACUGCAAUUUUAAUGAGGUGUGGCUUUCCACAUCCCGGGAAUUUUGUAUCUGCAUUUCUUAUUGGCUGAGAAAGGUUACCGGACCUUUAUUAAAACGAAUGGUAGUUCAGUUUUAAUAUUUAAAUCAUGUUUAACUGAAGCUCA